This is a messenger RNA of Plutella xylostella (diamondback moth), 1010 nucleotides long. RefSeq names its product SUZ RNA-binding domain-containing. NCBI's taxonomy places the organism in Eukaryota, Metazoa, Arthropoda, Insecta, Lepidoptera, Plutellidae. The record is from RefSeq and is a predicted model, not a curated record.
ACACUGGCAACAUUGACAGUUGUCACUCAUUUUAGUCAACAUGGCGGCCCAAGAUGAAGUUGACGUAUGUGAAAGUUGGGAGGAUAUGGACGAAAUAAGUUUCGAGCAGAAACUCAAGCUGAUGUCAACAGAACCCGCCACUGUGAGCAUACAAAAAGAACGCAAGGUUACGAACGUAAUUGUGGAAGAGAGCGCGUGUAUUGGAUCCCAGUGCGUGAUGCCAGAACCUACUUUUACAAUACUCAAGCGGCCGUCGUCGCUGGGCAGCGGCCAGCUGAAUGGCGAGAGCCGAGCGCGGCCAGUCAAGACCUUGGAGCAGAGACGCAAGGACUACGAGGAGGCGCGGCUCCGCAUCCUGGGCGAGGCGCGCAGCCCCGAGGACGUCAUCGACGACAACCUCAGCCGCCUGCAAGAAAAACUCCAGCCCAAUAAUGUGAAGGACACUCAAAACAACCAAAAUUCAGGCAAGAAUACAGUGCAGAAUAAUUGUAAUAACCAGAACAAUGCCAAAGGGAAGGAACGUAAAGUCCUCGCAAGGUUACCACCGGGAGCCACCAACUCUGGAGUGUUCCCCUCUCCACCUCCCCCCGGUGUGCUCGUCAUCCGCACCCCACGGGGACCAGACGGGACCAAAGGAUUCACACGGAGGUAGCAUUAUCCCAAACGUCAGCCCGCUCAGAUAAUAAGCAUCAUAUAACUUUUGCUCUUAUUAAAGACAUUUAUCUUAAGUGAGCAACGAGCUUACCUUGUACAUAUAAGUGAUUUACAUAUUGUGCAUGUGCUUCUCAUUCAAAGUUCACAGUGAAGUUACUUGCAGGCAAUGGGUUAUUGUGUAAAAGGCUGAUUCCAGUAGAAAAUUUGUGAAAUGAUUUGACUUAUAAACUUAUACAGUCAUAAUUUUGUAAAUAAAGUUUCUUCUGGAACAUACUUACACCCCAAAACAAUCCUUUUGCAAGUCAGCAUACUAUGUGAGUUAUAUGAAUGAUGAUGAGCAAAAUCCAAUGUCAGAA